CGCGAGCUUUAGUGUGUUUCAACAGCAAGACUCUCGCUGUUCUUUUUACCGCUCAAGUGAACGAAUUACAACCACCCAGCAUCUCUCAUAGCAGCCUGAUAUUAUAGCGGAAAUGAAGGAGCAGGCGCAAUUGUUGUUUUUGCUGCAACUUUUCACGGCUCGACUCUUGCCCGGGGUGAACGGUGAUCUCUGUAAGGUGAAUAUUUGCUCUAAUGGGGGAACCUGUGUGACCAGAGGAGGAGCGCCAUUCAUUUGCCUUUGCCCUGAUGGCUUCACAGGAGAAACGUGCAAUGACACAGAGACUGGUCCUUGUAACCCCAACCCGUGCAAGAACGACGCCAUAUGCGCAGCGACGGGCCACUCCCGCCGCGGCGACGUCUUCAGCGAGUAUGUCUGCAAGUGUCAGCCGGGAUUUGAGGGUGUCCACUGUCAGAACAGUGCCUAUGGGGCAGAUUUAAGCUCAAGAACAGACGUGAACGAUUGCGCCGGCCAACCAUGCCAGAACGGAGGCAGCUGUAGGGACCUUGAGGGGGAUUUCAAAUGCCACUGCGUUUCCCCUUACGUGGGCAAACACUGCCAGCUGCGCUGCAUUUCUCUGCUCGGCAUGGAGGGUGGAGGUAUCGCUGAGUCCCAGAUCUCCGUCUCGUCCGUCCGUUACACCUUCCUGCGCCUGCAGCGCUGGGGCCCCGAGUUGGCGCGCCUCAAUAACAAAGGCCUGGUGAACGCCUGGAGCCCCGCCCCCCACGACAGGAACCCAUGGCUGCAGGUGAAUCUGCAGAGGAUGAUGCGCUUCACUGGCAUCGUGACGCAGGGCGCCAGUCGCGUGGGAGCCGCAGAGUACGUCAAGGCCUUCAAAGUGGCCUCCAGCCUGGACGGCAAGACGUACACUGUGUACAGGACCGAGGACCUCAGGAAGGACCAAAUAUUUUCUGCAAACGUUGACAAUGACGGCACAAAGACCAACGUGUUUGAUCCGCCAAUCCUCGCUCAGUACAUCCGCAUCAUCCCGGUGGUGUGCCGCAAAGCCUGCACCCUGCGCCUGGAGCUGGUGGGCUGUGAGCUCAAUGUGUACUCAAAUGCUUCAGGUUGCUCAGAGCCCAUGGGCAUGAAGUCCCGGCUAGUGUCAGACCAGCAGAUCACGGCCUCCAGCACUUUCCGCACGUGGGGCAUCGAGGCCUUCACAUGGCACCCUCACUACGCCCGCCUGGACAAACAGGGCAAGACCAACGCCUGGACCGCUGCCACCAAUAGUAAAUCAGAGUGGCUGCAGGUGGACCUGGAAUCUCCCAAAAAGCUCACAGGAAUCAUCACACAGGGAGCCAAAGACUUUGGCAGCGUCCAGUUCGUCUCAGCCUUCAAAGUGGCUCACAGUGAAGACGGGCGGUCCUGGAGCAUAGUGCAGGACGAGACCACAAAGAAUGACAAGAUCUUCCCCGGCAACAGCGACAACAACAUCCACAAAAAGAACCUGUUCGAGCCGCCGCUCUUCGCCCGCUUCGUGCGCAUCUUGCCGUGGGAGUGGCACGAGCGCAUCACCCUGCGUAUGGAGCUCCUGGGUUGUGACGAGUAGCUGUGUUCCGGAACCUGCCGACCAUCCUCCCCUUCCCUCAUUUCUCUACCUCCACCAACCAACCCUGUCGUCCUCCCCGACACACACCCUUUGCUGUGCCUGCACUGCCUUGUUCUCUGUCCUAGAGGGCAGCAAACUCCGCUGUUGUUUCGAGAAGGAAAGACUGGAGUCCUCAUGGCUGAUGUCUCGUCCCUCUGAUGUUUAACCACUUGAGCCUACAGUGGGAACCCCACUGCCUGCAGAACCUCCCAAGAGCCUGCAAACUGGUGGUGUGUAUAUAUACUCUCCAGUCAUCUUCUUACUGGUUCUCUGGGCGGCUUUUCUGCUCAAGCACAUCACGACUCUCAUUUUCUUCAUAAACUUGCAGAUUAUUGCUGCGGUUUAUCAAGCUGCAGACACAAUAAAUCACCAAGGCAUCCAAUUCGGCAGCCAAACUGAGCAGAACAACAAAAAUUGUUCUGCAGUCACAUGCUUGAGCCAAAAUCGUUAGUUCGGUAGCCGACCUACAUUAUCAUCACCGCAUACAAUGAUUGAAUUUGAACAGGUUGCUGCGCAUCCCCCACCCAACUAUUCCAUGUUGACGGGAUGAUCAAAACGCAGGCGUCGGUGCUGGCAGUGUAUUCUAGCAAACCUGCAUCCAAUGCUACUGAGACAUUUCUACUAAUUGUUGUGGUCACCACGUUCAUUUUUAUGGCACUUUUGAUGUUUGUGUUUGCAUAUAUGGGAAAACAUAAAAAGAAUAUAUUGGAAAACAAAACUGUGUUGUGCACACAUGAACAAAGAAUGUGGCGGUAAACAAAGAGAUUCAAUAGAUUCCCAGUGAGCAAAUCAAAGCUGAAGUUUUUUUUUUUUUUUUCCCCCCACUGGACACGUGACGCAUGCCAUCUUUUCCACCCCCAUGAAUUAUGAAUUAUGGGCUCGUGCAAUAGUAUGCUAUUGUGCCGCACUGGUUUCGAUAAGGAUGCGUAUUAAUGCGGCGACGUGAAAAAUGCCUGAGGGGGAAGGUCGCCAAACACUGAAUGUGUCUGGCUAAUAAUGCUUCAAUUUGAACACAUGUAAAUAUUGUUUCCCUCUUCUGGUUUUCUAUGGUUGAUUGAAAUAUGAUGUUGAAGUAUUUUUAUGGUGUUUUGUGUGCUUUCCUGCUAUACUGGACUGGGUCCAUUGAAUUCCAGUAAAGCGUUUCUGAGACACAUUCUAUGUUUGGCCUUUGUAUUGGUAAAACAAACAACAAUAAAUGUUUGAAAAUACUGCA
Molecule: messenger RNA, 2822 nt
Organism: Phycodurus eques (leafy seadragon)
Lineage: Eukaryota; Metazoa; Chordata; Actinopteri; Syngnathiformes; Syngnathidae
Gene: mfge8b
Product: milk fat globule EGF and factor V/VIII domain containing b
Exons: 11
Coding region: 113-1570 (485 amino acids)
Molecular function (GO): calcium ion binding
Source: RefSeq, a predicted model, not a curated record